Molecule: messenger RNA, 3999 nt
Organism: Emys orbicularis (European pond turtle)
Lineage: Eukaryota; Metazoa; Chordata; Testudines; Emydidae
Gene: TRPS1
Product: transcriptional repressor GATA binding 1
Exons: 6
Coding region: 1-3999 (1332 amino acids)
Biological process (GO): regulation of transcription by RNA polymerase II
Cellular component (GO): nucleus
Molecular function (GO): RNA polymerase II transcription regulatory region sequence-specific DNA binding; zinc ion binding; DNA-binding transcription factor activity
Source: RefSeq, a predicted model, not a curated record
AUGAACAUUUUCAUAUUUUUUAUGACUAUAAAAUACAGCAUGGAAAAUUCCCUUAAGCAGAAGUAUUCGGUGUUGCCUACAUAUGCACAUGGCCCCACAGACAUGGAAGCUGAGAUUGAACACAGGACAUCUAUAUCUGGAGUCCUAUCUAAUAUGGUCCGGAAAAAGAAUCCCCCUCUAAGAAACAUUGCUAGUGAAGGUGAGGUACAGAUCCUUGAGUCUACAGGUACAGAAAACGAAGAGUCUGGAAGGAAAAAAGAAUUUUCUGCAGAUCAGAUGCAAGAAAAUACUGACCAGAGUGAUGCUGCAGAGCUAAACAACAAGGAGGAUCUUUGCCUGCAUAUCCAAGAGCCAUCUUCCAGCAUUAAAAAAGACUUAAAAAGCUCAGUGCUGAGUGAAAAGGCUGGCUUCAAUUAUGAAAGCCACAAUAAGGGAGGAAAUGUUCCGUCCUUUCCUCAUGAUGAGGUGACAGACAGAAAUAUGCUGGCUUUCUCAUCUCCAGCUGUUGGGGGAAUCUGUGAGCCCUUGAAGUCUCCUCUAAGAUCAGAUGCAGAUGACACCCAAGAUGUGGUCUUCACUCCAUCAGGAGAUCCAGUGGAGACAGACAAAGAGCAUCAGACGUCGCCAAAAGCUACAGAUGAAACAGUGCAAGUGCAAAGCGGUCAAACUGAUGGCCAAGGCUCAAGUCCGGUCCCCAUGGCCUCAAAAAACCCACAAGUGCCUUCAGAUGGGGGUUUAAGGCCGAACAAAUCAAAAGCAGAUUUGUCAGCAAACGAUAACCCAGAUACGGCGCCUCUGUCUCCAGAGCUUCAGGACUUCAAAUGCAACAUCUGUGGUUAUGGUUACUAUGGGAACGACCCCACAGAUCUCAUCAAACACUUCCGCAAGUACCACCUAGGACUGCACAACCGUACCCGGCAGGAUGCGGAGCUUGACACUAAAAUUUUGGCUCUCCACAACAUGGUGCAGUUCAGCCACUCCAAAGACUUCCAGAAAGUCAACCGCACUGUGCUUUCAGGAGUGCUGCAGGACAUCAAUUCCCAAAGACCUGUCUUACUAAACGGGACUUAUGAUGUGCAGGUUACUUUAGGUGGAACCUUUAUCGGCAUUGGACGGAAAACUCCAGAUUGCCAAGGCAACACCAAGUACUUCCGCUGCAAAUUCUGCAAUUUCACCUACAUGGGCAACUCAUCAAAUGAACUAGAGCAACACUUCUUACAGACUCACCCGAACAAAAUGAAAGCUGCCCUUCCUUCCUCUGAAUCUGGAAAACCUUCAGAGAAAAACUCUAAUAAAUCCAGUCCUACUCUUCGAUCAUGUGAUUCUGGAGACUUGGGGAAGUGGCAGGACAAAAUCACCGUAAAAGCAGGAGACAACACACCAGUUGGAUACUCGGUGCCUAUCAAACCCAUAGAUUCUUCUAGACAAAAUGAUACAGAUGCCACCAGUUACUACUGGUGUAAAUUUUGCAGUUUCAGCUGUGAAUCAUCCAGCUCUCUCAAACUAUUAGAACAUUACAGCAAACAGCAUGGGGGAAACCAAUCAGGAAGCCUUCAUCCAGAUCUAAAUGAUAAACUUUCAAGGGGAUCUGUCAUUAAUCAGAAUGACCUAGCCAAAAAUGCAGAUGGGGAGCUAGUAACAAAGACAGAAAAGGGUUCUAGUAUGGCGAAAAAGAAAGACUUCUCUAGCAAAGGUGGAGAGGAUAACGUUGUGACAAGCUACAACUGUCAGUUCUGUGACUUUAGGUACUCAAAGAGCCAUGGCCCAGAAGUAAUAGUGGUGGGCCCACUUCUCCGUCAUUAUCAGCAGCUACACAACAUUCACAAAUGUACCAUUAAACACUGUCAGUUCUGUCCCCGAGGCCUCUGCAGCCCAGAAAAGCACCUUGGAGAUAUUACUUAUCCAUUUGCUUGCCGAAAAAGUAAUUGUUCCCACUGUGCUCUCUUGCUCUUGCACUUGUCUCCUGGGGUGACAGGAAGCUCUAGAGUCAAACACCAGUGCGAUCAAUGCGCAUUCUCCACUCCUGAUGUAGAUAUUCUCCUGCUUCAUUAUGAGAACGCACAUGAAGCCCAGACAUCUGAUGUCAAACAAGAAGCAAAUACCCUUCAAGGGAUGGAUGGGCCGCUGACUCUCAAAGAGAACAAAGAACACUCAUGUACCAAAUGUGACUUUAUUACCCAGGUGGAAGAAGAGAUUUCCCGACACUACAGGAGAGUACAUAACUGCUACAAAUGCCGUCAGUGCAGCUUUACAGCUGUUGACACUCAGUCACUACUAGAGCACUUCAACACUGUGCAUUGUCAAGAGAUGGACAUCAGUACAGCCAAUGGGGAAGACAGUCAUGGUAUGUCUGCUAUCAAGGAAGAGCCCAAAAUUGACCUAAAGGUCUACAGUCUGAUCAAUCCAGACCCCAAAAUGGGGGAGCCCAUUUCUGACAGCAUAGUGAAGAGGGAAAAGCUAGAAGAUAAGGAAGUGCUCAAGGAGAAAGGUUGGACUGACAGCUCCAAUGAUGAUCUUCGCAGUGUGACCUGGAGAGGAACAGACAUUUUGAGGGGAAGUCCAUCAUACACACAAACAAGCUUAGGCCUCCUGACCCCAGUGUCUGUUGGCCAAGAGCAGCCAAAGCCGUUAAGGGAUAGUCCAAACGUAGAAGCUGCCCACCUUGCACGGCCUAUUUAUGGCUUGGCUGUUGAGACCAAGGGAUUCCUGCAGGGGGUGCCAGCAGGAGGCGGAGAGAAAUCUGGACCACUCACUCAUCAAUAUCCUGGAUCAGGCGAUAACAAAUCAAAGGACGAAUCCCAGUCCCUGUUACGGAGACGUAGAGGCUCAGGAGUUUUUUGUGCCAAUUGCCUGACCACAAAGACCUCUCUCUGGCGAAAGAAUGCAAAUGGUGGAUAUGUAUGCAAUGCGUGUGGCCUCUAUCAGAAGCUUCAUUCGACUCCCAGGCCUUUAAACAUCAUUAAGCAGAACAAUGGUGAGCAGAUCAUUAGGAGACGAACAAGAAAGCGCCUUAACCCAGAGGCACUUCAGGCUGAGCAGCUAAACAAACAUCAGAGGGGUAGCGGUGAGGAACAAGUCAAUGGAAGCCCAUUAGAGAGGAGGUCAGAUGAUCACUUAACUGAAGGUCACCAGAGAGAAAUUCAGCUUCCCAGCCUGAGUAAAUAUGAGGCCCAGGGUUCAUUGACUAAAAGCCAUUCUUCUCAGCAGCCAAUAUUGGUCAGUCAAACUCUGGAUAUUCACAAAAGGAUGCAACCUUUGCACAUUCAGAUAAAAAGUCCUCAGGAAAGUUCUGGAGACCCAGGAAAUAGUUCAUCGAUAUCAGAAGGGAAAGGAAGCUCAGAGAGAGGCAGCCCAAUAGAAAAAUACAUGAGACCUGCGAAGCACCCAAAUUAUUCACCACCUGGAAGCCCUAUUGAAAAAUACCAGUACCCACUCUUUGGACUUCCAUUUGUACACAAUGACUUUCAGAGUGAAGCUGAUUGGCUGAGAUUCUGGAGUAAAUAUAAGCUGUCCGUUCCUGGGAAUCCACACUACUUGAGUCAUGUGCCUGGCCUACCAAAUCCUUGCCAAAACUAUGUGCCUUAUCCCACCUUUAAUCUGCCUCCUCAUUUUUCAGCUGUCGGAUCAGACAAUGACAUUCCUCUAGAUUUGGCGAUAAAGCAUUCCAGACCUGGGCCAACUGCAAAUGGUGCCUCCAAGGAGAAAAGUAAGGCACCACCAAAUGUAAAAAAUGAAGGUCCCUUGAAUGUACUAAAAAUAGAGAAAGUUGAUAGAAGUACUCAAGACGAACUUUCAACCAAGUGUGCGCACUGUGGCAUUGUCUUUCUGGAUGAAGUGAUGUAUGCUUUGCAUAUGAGUUGCCAUGGCGACAGUGGACCUUUCCAGUGCAGCAUAUGCCAGUAUCUUUGCACGGACAAGUAUGACUUUACAACUCACAUCCAGAGGGGCCUACACAGGAACAAUGCACAAGCUGAAAAGAAUGGAAAACCUAAAGAGUAA